This is a messenger RNA of Mercurialis annua (annual mercury), 513 nucleotides long. RefSeq lists its product as uncharacterized. Lineage: Eukaryota; Viridiplantae; Streptophyta; Magnoliopsida; Malpighiales; Euphorbiaceae. The transcript is spliced from 2 exons. Bases 1 to 513 code for a protein of 170 amino acids. Gene Ontology annotation, molecular function: nucleic acid binding. The record is from RefSeq and is a predicted model, not a curated record.
AUGAAAAGAAUUCUUGAGAAGACGGUGAAUGGAUCCCGAAAAGAUUGGUCUUUGAAAUUGGAUGAUGCAUUGUGGGCGUAUAGGACGGCCUACAAAACUCCACUUGGGAUGUCUCCGUUCCGUACUGUCUAUGGGAAGGCAUGUCAUCUUCCUUUAGAGUUUGAGCAUCGAGCGUAUUGGGCAAUAAAGAAGUUGAACUUUGAUUUUAAAGCGGCGGGAGAGAAGCGGUUACUUCAAUUGAAUGAGUUAGAUGAAUUUCGCUUCAUGGCAUAUGAGAACGCCAAGCUCUAUAAGGAGAAAACGAAGCGAUGGCAUGAUGCUCACAUCUUCCCAAAGGUCUUAGAGGUUGGCUCUGGCCCAUUCAAAAUCCGGAAUGUGGCGAAUCACGGUGCGGUGGAAUUGGAGAAUUCUAACGGUGAAACUUUCAAGGUUAAUGGCCACCGAUGCAAACCGUAUCUUGGACCCUUGACGAAUCGGGUGGAAGAUGAGAUAUCUUUCACAACUCCUACAUGA